GCCAGUCGCCUGGUGAGGUUCUGGUAGCCAGGUCAGCAACGCUCCAGAGAACAUCAACUGAGUAUCGCCUUGCCCUUCUACAAACUGAGAGCAUUAAUCAGUUCCCACCUCCACCUCCCAGAGCUGUCAUGGAGUUGAUUUGGUUCGCCCUGGUUCUCCUCGUCCUUCACUGGCUGUACCAGAACACGAGAAAGCCGGUCAACUACCCGCCAGGACCAUUGCGUCUUCCCUUGAUCGGAACGAUGUGGAAGUCACACCGAGGCGGAGGACCGCCGUUUAUUCGUCACUGCGCUAUGGCUCGUCAAUACGGAAAGCUGGUCGGUUACUUCACGUUCCACCAGCCGGCGGUGAUGAUCUUUGACGCAGAUCUCGCACGAGAGAUCCUCUCCAAAAACGAGAGCACCGGACGGCCCCACCUGGAGAUUCUCAAAAUGAGAACAUUCGGCGAGCUCAGAGGCAUUCUGUUCAACGACGGCGCCUCGUGGCAGCGGCAGCGGCGGUUCGCGCUGCACCACCUCCGUGACCUGGGCAUGGGCCGCUCCACGCUGGAGGGGAUCGUUCAGCGAGAGGUGACCGACCUGGUACAGAGGCUGAGGGACACCGCCGGCAGACCGGUGGCCGUCGAUCACUUCUUCAACGUGAACGUGCUCAACGUGCCCUGGGAGAUUGUGGCCGGAAUCAGGUUUCAGCCGGACGACCCGCGUCUGCCCGUCAUCCUGCGCUCGCUCAGUGACGCCAGCUCGCGCAGUACGGGCCUGCUGAACCUCAUACCGGUGCUGCUGGGCCCGCAGCUCGGGGCACCGAUCGCCCACAAACUGUACAGCGGCGUCCGGCGCAACCGAGACGGACUGGUAGAGAUUCUAAAGAAGGAGAUACAAGGCCACAGAGCGACGCUGGACCCCGAGUCUCCGAGGGACUUCAUUGACGCAUUUCUUAUUGAGAUGGCUAAGUCGCCACAGGAAUUCACAGAGCUGACGCUCUACUCUGUUCUGAUGGACCUGUUCACGGCCAGCACGGGCACCAACAGCGUCACCCUGGAGUGGGCCGUGCUGCUGCUGCUGCUGCACCCCGAGUGCGGCCGGCGCGCGCGCCAAGAACUGAACUCAGUGGUGGGCCCCGGCCGGCUGGUGACCCUCGAGGACAGGGCCCGCCUGCCGUAUACACAGGCACUGCUGGCUGAGGUGCUACGCAGGAGCUCGACACUGGCCCUGGCCGUGCCGCAUCGGGCAGAAGCCGAUAUCACGGUGGCAGGUUACCGGAUACCCAAGGACAGUCGUCUCCUGGUGAACCUGUACGCUAUCCACCACGACCCGGAGUACUGGGCCGACCCGCUCGAGUUCCGGCCGGAGCGGUUCCUACACGACGGCCAGUACCGGCCCGACAAGCACCUGAUGCCGUUCGGAGUCGGUAAGCGUGUGUGUAUGGGCGAAUCGCUGGCCCGCAUGGAGCAGCUUCUGUUCCUCGCCAACAUCGUACACCACUUCGAAGUGCUAACGCCCGCGGGGGAGGAGGCGCCGCGGUUCGACUACGUCUGCGGCACCCGCAACUCCCCAGCCCCCUUCAGGGUGGUGUUCAGAUCCACAAACCCACAGGCUGUGAACGAGAGUGGGUGAAUGC
Molecule: messenger RNA, 1617 nt
Organism: Amphibalanus amphitrite
Lineage: Eukaryota; Metazoa; Arthropoda; Thecostraca; Balanomorpha; Balanidae
Product: methyl farnesoate epoxidase-like
Exons: 10
Coding region: 129-1613 (494 amino acids)
Biological process (GO): xenobiotic metabolic process
Cellular component (GO): intracellular membrane-bounded organelle; cytoplasm
Molecular function (GO): iron ion binding; heme binding; oxidoreductase activity, acting on paired donors, with incorporation or reduction of molecular oxygen, reduced flavin or flavoprotein as one donor, and incorporation of one atom of oxygen
Source: RefSeq, a predicted model, not a curated record